Molecule: messenger RNA, 2104 nt
Organism: Sphaerulina musiva SO2202
Lineage: Eukaryota; Fungi; Ascomycota; Dothideomycetes; Mycosphaerellales; Mycosphaerellaceae
Product: cell division control protein Cdc6
Exons: 2
Coding region: 1-1905 (634 amino acids)
Biological process (GO): DNA replication initiation; cell division; mitotic DNA replication checkpoint signaling
Cellular component (GO): nucleus
Molecular function (GO): ATP hydrolysis activity; DNA replication origin binding
Source: RefSeq, a predicted model, not a curated record
AUGUCCAGAAUACCGACAACCAUCCUCGGCAAGCGCACUCGAAGUGCUGCUGCUGCUGCUGACACGACCACCACCACCACCACCACUCGCGCAAAGCGAAGACUAGCAGUCAACGCCCCUAGUGACGAGAACGAGAACCCAUUCACGAACAAACGCCAGCAUGUCGAUGCUAGCGAAAAUGAGGAGGAUCUUGACGCGCGGGAGCCGCCCACGAAAAAGACGCGUUCGUCAGCGCGGAGGGCGACUCCCAAACACACCAGUGUACAGUCUCCCAUCGAUCUGUCUCCUGCUCUUGUCAAAUCGCACUUCCGAGUGGGAAAGAGCGGCGUGCACCAAGAGAGCAAGCUUGACCAGGACAAGGAAAACGCGCCCCAAACACCAAGACACCGCGACGCGCUUUCCAAGAAAGUGCCCAUCACUCCGAGACACCGAGUGCUUGCCAGUCAGGCGACUCCCCGAUCAGGCCGGACGCCAUCGACACCUUCUCAAGCCUCUGUCUACAACCAGGCGCGACAAUUGUUUGCGCGAUGCUCAAAUCCUGGGAAACUGGUGGGACGCGAUAGCGAGCGCGAUGAGCUUUCGGCUUUUGUCUCGACUGCGAUUGGGUCAAAAUCUUCAGGAUGUCUGUAUGUUUCUGGACCUCCGGGGACGGGCAAGAGUGCGCUGUUGAAUGAGAUCAUCGAGGAGCAGACGAAGGACAGGAAUGUCCCAGUAUCGGUCGUCAAUUGCAUGAGUGUGCGGAGUACGAAAGACUUGAGCCAGAAGCUGUCAAAUGAUCUGGAUCUGCGAGAAGAUGCGGGUUUCGAUUAUCUCAAGUCAGUGUUUGUGCGUGAGAAGGCGAAGGACAAGAAGAAAUAUCUGGUUGUGCUGGAUGAAGUGGAUAUUCUGGUCGAUCUGGAUCUUGAGCUGCUCUACAGCCUCUUCGAAUGGUCCAUGCAGCCGACUUCUCGACUCAUUCUGAUUGGAAUCGCCAACGCGCUGGAUCUCACAGAUCGACUCCUUCCUCGACUAAAGGCUCGAAACCUCAAACCGGACCUCUUGCCAUUUAUGCCAUAUACUGCAGCCCAGAUUGUCGAAGUCAUCACCUCAAAACUCAGAAGUCUGGCACCUGCAGACUCUACAGCCCUUCCAUUUUUCCACCCAGCUGCCAUCCAAUUCUGCGCGAAAAAGGUUGCAGCACAGACUGGUGACUUGCGAAAGGCAUUCGAUAUUUGCAAGCGUGCAAUCGACUUGAUCGACAUAGAAACGCGCGACAAAGCUUCGGCGUUGGAACUGAGCCCGUCGAAAACACCCCUGAUGGAGAAUGUCAAUCUCUCGUCACCCGCAGGCUCACCUCAGAAGAUCACGACAGUCUACACCAUCGACACUGCCCCUAAAGCUACCAUAGCACAUAUGGCCAAAGUUACGGCACAGGCGUUCUCACAUGGUACAACACAGCGUCUCGGCACACUGAACUUGCAACAGAAGGCCGUACUCUGCGCUCUUGCAGCUCUCGAAAGAAAGAAACGGGAAACCCAGGUCGAUCGGACGAUGUUUGCCACUCCCUCGAAGUCGAACAGCUCUGCGCCCAGCAUCAAGCAACUAUAUGAUGCAUACUCGACUCUCUGCAAGCGUGAGAACCUUUUUCACGCUUUAUCUUCUGUAGAAUUUCGAGAUGUGGUUUCGGGGCUGGAGACGUUAUCUUUGGUGAGCGCCGUCGAUGGAGGAAAGAAUGGCAGCUUUGCCAUACCGAUGACUCCCAGCAGGACACCUGGAAGACCGAAGAAGAAUGGAUUCGCAGGUCCUGCUUUAACAGAGGAGAGAAGGAUUGCGAGUAGCGUUGGUCUGAAAGAGCUCAAUGAUGCACUCGAUGGGCCUGCGGGAGAGCUGUUGAAGGAGAUGCUUGUUGGCGGGGCGCUUGCAUGAAGCGAAUGGUAUGGGAUGUACUUGUGUUUGGAUUCUGAGCAGACGGCAUGGCAUUGCGGUUGAGGGAAGUUUUGGACUACGGACUUGUGUUUUAGCAGGGUGUUCAGGGGCUGCAUGUUUUGCAUAGCGUUGCGCUUGAGUCUAGUUGCAUUGUGGUUGGAUAUGACAUGAACGGUAGAAGAGCAGGCAUAGAUUAGCG